GUAGGCUGAAGGCGGAAGUGUGCGAGCUUCGUGGUGGAAAAAAAGUUCUCAUGGUUGUUUUCAUGCCAGUGUAAAAAAAAGUUACGUUUAAGUCGUUUGUCGACUCUCAUGAGAGUGUGUUGAAGCCGAUUGAAGACACCAAAGGGACCAGUACCUCUGAAGAAUGGGGAGUGAACCAGGCCCAGUUCAGAUUGUCACAGUGUGUAAGGAGGAUCACUCCUUCGCGUUGGAUGCGGAGGCUUUGGCUCAGGUUCUGUUGGCUCCGGAGGUCCGAGACAAACAUGUGGUGGUGCUGUCGGUGGCCGGAGCUUUCAGAAAGGGGAAAAGCUUCCUGCUUGAUUUCAUGAUCCGCUACAUGUACAGAGAGAGCGAUGAAAACUGGCUGGGUGACGACGACAAGCCUCUGACGGGAUUUUCUUGGAGAGGUGGUUCAGAGCCAGAGACUACCGGCAUCCAAAUCUGGAGUGAAGUUUUCCUCGUCCAAAAGAGCGAUGGAACAGAGGUGGCCGUGGUGUUGAUGGACACUCAGGGAGCGUUUGAUAAUCAGUCCACCGUGAAGGACUGUGCCACCAUCUUUGCCCUCAGCACCAUGACCAGCUCCAUACAGAUCUACAAUCUUUCAUCAAAUAUUCAAGAGGACGAUCUGCAGCAGCUACAGCUGUUCACAGAAUACGGUCGACUGGCAAUGGACGAGAUCUUUCUGAAGCCCUUCCAGUCUUUGAUGUUUCUGAUCAGGGACUGGAGCUUUCCCUACGAAUACACCUACGGCUUUAAAGGCGGCAAUGAGUUCCUGGAUAAACGGUUACAGGUUAAGGAGGCCCAACAUGAAGAGCUGCAGACAGUGAGGGAGCACAUCCAUUCAUGCUUCACCAGCAUCUCCUGCUUCCUGUUACCUCACCCCGGGCUGAAGGUAGCCACCAGCCCUGCUUUUGAGGGACAACUCCGUGAUGUGGCCCCAGAGUUUAAAGAGCAGCUGCAGAGUCUGAUUCCCAAACUGCUGCACCCAGACCGUCUGGCUGAGAAAGAAAUAAAUGGAAACAAAGUCACUUGCAUGGGCCUGCUGGAGUUCUUCAAGGCUUAUAUCAAGAUUUAUCAGGGAGAAGACUUGCCACAGCCAAAGACGAUGCUAAUGGCUACAGCAGAAGCCAACAACCUGGCAGCUGUAGCAGCAGCCAAAGAUCAGUAUUACAAGAACAUGGAGAAGGUGUGUGGCGGAGACCUGCCCUAUGUGGCUCCCGACUCCCUGGAGGAGAAACAUCACUUUCAUUUCCGAGACGCUCUUCACGCCUUUUCGUCCACCAAGAAGAUGGGUGGACAGGAGUUUUGUGACCAUUACCAGGCACAGCUGGAAAAGGAGCUGGAAGAAAUGUGGCAGUCUUUCAGCAAGCACAACGAGUCAAAAAAUGUCUUCAGCGCCUUCCGGACUCCUGCCGUGCUGUUUGUGCUGGUGUGCCUCCUCUACAUACUGUCAGGCGUGUUGCUCUUUGUUGGUCUGUCCACCUUCGCCCUGGUGUGUGACUGCAUUCUGGGUGUGGUCAUGAUGGCCAUGCUGACGUGGGCCUUCAUCCGCUACUCUGGUCGAUACCGGAGUGUAGGAGGAGCCAUCGACCAGGCAGCCGGUGUCGUCCUGGAGCAGGCCACCGUGGCGCUGAACAAGUCGAGAGGGACGAACACCAGCGUCCAGAAGAAAUCCAGUUAGAGGACGUCGUCUCGAUGCAACGCAAACGGCACAAACACAACACAAGCACACAUGCAGCACUAAAGCCUUACCAUGCCUCCCAUUGGAACAAACAUGCAGCUCAACACGUUGGCACAGAAAAACAAAAUGAUGCCAAUUCACCAGCAUCUCUAUUAUGCACAUUUCUCUGCUUGUCAGAGUUCAGGCUUAAAUAAAGGUGACCGGAGGCAGGGACUCCAUCAGCCCAGCCCUCUUAUUGAUACGACGUGUCUUAAACCGACACUGCCAUCGUUUACAAGUUUACAAUUGGUCUAAAUAGACAGGUCAAUGUUUACCUUUAAACUUAAAGACAAAAACACAUUUAUUCUUUGGUUGUAUAUCGAUCAGACAGGGUGCUUUUCAGCAUAAGCUUCUGCAUCUUUAUUUACCUUUAUAAAUGCUGGCUUUAAAGCUUCUACAUUUAUACAUAUUUCUGUGUGGCUAUAUUUUUUACGUAUCAGCCUUAAAACAUUCCACUCUUUUUGUAGAUUUGUUUUCUAUUUGAUAUAAACUAGCAUUUUCAGGAGACCAGAAUAAACGCACUUUCCACUUAGCAUUGCUGCUUUUAAUGGAAGUUCAGUUGAAACUUAGUUACGUGCACUUCUUUGUUUAUUGCUUGAUGGAAAUAUGUUACACUUUGUAGAUUUUCAUGCUAGAUAAUAGAAAAAAAAAAUACAUAUUCCUGCAACAAAUAUUUCCGCAAGAGCUUCAAACUCCAAAGAAGAGACAUUAUUAGAAUAUAGAAAAAGUGUUGAAUGCCCAACAGAAUAAAACUAGUUGACCAAAGAGUUGUCUUUAAAUAUUGUUUGAAUUAUAUUUUGAUUUACUCUUAUCACUUUGAAUUUCAGUGAAUAUAAGCUAAAAUACAUUCACGGGACUUAAAUCCUUGAAACAACUUAAAAAUUGCAAUGAUUCCAGAUAACAGAGUAAAAAAAAUCUUGCUAUACACUAGCAUGUAACACAUAGCAACCCAGAGGCUUAAAUGGACCAAAUAUAGAAGAAAACAAGCAGCAAAAACCUGCAGUAAAUGGGACGGUAUGGCUGUCCUCUGCUUUGUGUACAAGCGCUUCAGCUGUCAGAAGACAUAGACUGAGAUUAUGUUUAAAUUUAGUUGUUAGAAAUCCUCAGCAUGUGGCCAUAUUAGUCAUGUUUGCACCUCAGGAACUAUUUCCUGACGUAAUGCUUUUAGCCACCAUUCCUAGCCUGAGAUAUCUGAGAGAAAAUGCCGAUGGUGGUCAUUGCACGCUGAUAAUCAGGCUGCAAGUAAAGGAGAUACUGAAACCAUUUCACAGUAGCUCGUUCUAUUCAAGGUUUAGGGUUUGGCUUUAUUGAUCCUAAGUAAUCUGUAUGAGAAUGAUUCAUAUUUGUAUUUGAUAAGGGCUCUUUCUCUGACAGUCAUCACCAUGUAAGGCUGUCAGUCCUGCUUGAUCCCAUGGCGUGCUUGGGUCAGACCUUUGCUUUGAAUGACUUACAUGUAAUGGUUGUGUAACAAAAAUGAAACCAUAUUACGGAACGGGCAGAAUAGUAAAUUUGAGCUUGAUUCUUUUGCUCUUGCUUGCAUGCGGACAUUUAACCAACCUGUAGUAUUUUUUCAGGCAUACAGAGAAUUAAAAAGCCGGACUACCCGGUGGAUUUAUUAGGUUUAGUUUUUCUUUGCGGGGCCAAGCAGGACUUGUCAGGCCAACUCCGAAUGAAUCAGGUAGUGGAUUAAAGGACUAUGAUUAUAUGCAACUAUGCCCUACAUCUCCAAAUACAUUAAAAUGGAGAUUUUUUUUCAGCAACAUUUGAUUGGAGAAGUGGAAUAGAGAGCAUGUACUAUUUAUAAAUAGAUACCAGAUUGUAUGACAUGAGAGCAGAAAUAGGAUCCUGUAGUCUCUAAUGAUGCAGCAUGGUGCACUUUAACAACUACUCGUAUACUUUAAGCGCUCAGACGCACAAUAGAGACGCAAAAAGUUGCUUUAUUCUCACAAUGAUUGCAUGAGUCAUGAGAACACAUCCAGAUCUGUGAUGUUUGAGCUCAUUAAGCACUUUUUCCACAUCUGUCCUUUUACACAAGAGGAGGUAACUUCAAGUUGUUUUACAUGCAGUAACUGUUGCACUUGCCCUCCUUUUUGGUGCUCUUUGCACACAGCUCAUUCCAAAAGUACAUAAAUGCAUGCAGUGGAGUAAAUGUAGUCAUCUUUUGCAGGAGUAGAGUGGCCUUGACUUGAGAAAUGCUGUUUUUUAAAUGAAUAAACAGAGCUUGAAACUGCUGA
Molecule: messenger RNA, 3972 nt
Organism: Acanthochromis polyacanthus (spiny chromis)
Lineage: Eukaryota; Metazoa; Chordata; Actinopteri; Pomacentridae
Gene: atl3
Product: atlastin 3
Exons: 14
Coding region: 164-1699 (511 amino acids)
Biological process (GO): endoplasmic reticulum organization; protein homooligomerization
Molecular function (GO): GTPase activity; GTP binding
Source: RefSeq, a predicted model, not a curated record